Messenger RNA from Benincasa hispida (wax gourd), 2651 nucleotides. The record is from RefSeq and is a predicted model, not a curated record. Lineage: Eukaryota; Viridiplantae; Streptophyta; Magnoliopsida; Cucurbitales; Cucurbitaceae.
CUAAAAAGUUUACAAAGGUAUUUACACGUGGUAUUUGAUUGCAUGAUAAUGUAUAUGGAAUUUUUGUAUGUAUGGCCUAAAUUUUAAGAGAAAAAUAAAAAUUCCAUCAUUUUUUUAAAACGUAGUUUUUCUUUACCAUUCGCUCUUGCUCUCUCUUCAUUUCCUCACUCACAAACCACUCUCUGCUUUGUAUCUCGCUUUCUCUUUUCUUUCUCAUUCACAGAUCACUCUCCUUUCUCUUCUCUCUCACAACCGGAGUUGGUGCGUGGUUUUUUCGUAGUUGGUCGCAAAGAAGAAAAAAAUAGAAGAGAAAAAAUUUCGCCGGAGUUGGUCAGUCGGACAAGUUGAAAAUAAAAUUUCGCCAAAGUAUGCCGACGAAGUUGUGGUCACUCCGAAAAAGAAAAAGAAGGAAAGAGAAAGAAAGAAAAAAGUUUAAAGGAAUGGCAAAUUUGUAACUUUACUGUCCAUAAUAUCAAUUUCGAGGGGACAUUUUUUAUUUUGGGCAUCUAAAAUAGGUCAGAGGUGCAUUCUUUCCGAUGAGUAUUAUUAUUUAUGAAAAUACUCAAGUGCAGCCGAGCCACCCCAUCUAUUGUGCAACACCUACUGUACUCAAUAAAAAUUUAUCACGUGACAUCUUUUUAUAAAAAAUAAUUAAUAUUUUAAUGUAGAGAAAGGGGUAUGGAGAUUAGUUACAAUCUAAUCAUCGCUCUAUUAUUUAACCUGCAUCAAUAAAAACUAACUUUGAAUUAUUAUUAUUUAAAAAAAAUCAGUGGCUAAACAAAUUCCAUAUUAUGUGGACCAAAAUGAUCCUUCCCAGUUCCCAAUGAAAAGUCCCCAUUUUGAAGAUACACAAGCAUCAGUGUCACCUUUCCACAUUUUCUGGCUAAAAGUUUGAACUGUUUGGAAAUCAAAAGUUGCUUCACUUUUAUUCAACCCAAACCCCCUCACCACCAUGCAUGUAUAUUGAAAUCUUUUACUGAUUGUCAAAGAUGAUUUUCUAUUGAUUGUGUUUUAAGAGAUAAGUUAAUGCAACAGAUAGAUUUGAGAUUAGGCCAAAUCCAUGCCCAACUAAACAAAAUAAUAUUCAAAACCUCUAUUACCAUCCUUGCAAUAACCUAAUUAUUAAUUGAUUAAAUCCAAACUACAGAUGAAACACUAAUUAAUUUAAGGUUAACCACUAAACUAGACUACUUAUACCUAACAUUUCGUACUACAUCAGGUAUGGUGAUUUAACAUAAUAAUAAUAAACAUUCAACACUCAGCUCCUUAUACAUAACAAUUAAAUGGGAUAAAUGCUUAUCAAAUUCUAGCGCUACAAUCAAGAAAACUGUAUCAUCAUAUUAUUACUAACAGAAAAAGUGAUCAAGUUGGUUUGGUUGGGUGCAAAUUGCUCCAGUUCCAUUUCUUUCACCAACACAAUGUCUAUAUAAGCUGCUAAGACAUGCAUUGCGAUAUCAACUCAAGCAACAUCUUGCUUAUCCAUCAUACUACUCAUACCCCAUUGAGCUAGUUUUACCAAAUCAUUAUGGCCAUUAUCAAAUUUCUUUUGCUUCCUCUUCUUUUGAUUGUUCUAAUUUCAGGAUUUGCUGAAAGCUUUGAAUUCGAUGAGAAGGAGUUGGCAACAGAAGAAAGUCUGUGGAAGCUAUAUGAGAGAUGGGGUAACCAUCACACAAUCUCAAGGGACCUAAAGGAGAAGCAUAAACGUUUCAAAGUGUUUAAGGAGAACGUGAACCAUGUGUUCACAGUAAACCAAAUGAACAAACCAUACAAGCUGAAGUUGAACAAGUUCGCAGAUAUGUCGAAUUACGAGUUUGUGAACUUCUAUGCUCGCUCCAACAUUAGUCACUACAGAAAGUUACAUGGCAGGAGAAGAGAAGGGACCAGUGGAUUCAUGUACGAGGAGGCUACAGAUCUUCCAUCUUACAUUGAUUGGAGGGAAAGAGGAGCUGUCAAUGGCAUCAAAGAGCAAGGCAGAUGUGGUAGCUGUUGGGCGUUUUCAAGUGUGGCUGCAGUUGAAGGAAUCAACAAAAUCAGAACCAACCAGCUAUUAUCUCUAUCAGAGCAAGAGCUGCUCGAUUGCAAUUACAGGAACGAAGGAUGUAACGGAGGAUUCAUGGAAAUCGCUUUCGAUUUCAUAAGGAGAAACGGUGGAAUCGCUACUGAGAACAGCUAUCCCUACCAUGGAUCAAGAGGAUUGUGUCGCUCAUCCAGAAUAUCCUCACCGAUAGUUAAAAUUGAUGGAUAUGAAAGCAUACCUGAAAACGAGGAUGCUCUAAUGCAAGCCGUCGCAAACCAACCAGUCUCAGUCGCCAUCGACGCCGCGGGAAGAGAUUUCCAAUUUUACUGGCAGGGAGUAUUCGAUGGAUACUGCGGAACAGAGCUUAAUCACGGAGUGGUGGCGAUUGGAUACGGAACAACAGAAGACGGAACAGAUUACUGGAUCGUGAGGAACUCAUGGGGAGUUGGAUGGGGAGAGGAAGGCUACGUAAGAAUGAAGCGAGGAGUGGAGCAGCCCGAAGGUCUGUGUGGAAUAGCCAUGGAAGCUUCUUAUCCCAUCAAGUUCUAGUUCCAUACCCCACAAAACAACCUUCUAUUUACAAGAUUUCAACACAUUUAAAACCAAGGGAUUCGAAGCAUUGACAUCCCUUAUU